AUGCACGCUGACGUGCGGUUCGCCCGCCUACUGGCCCUCUUGGCCCUCGCAGUGAACCUGGUGAAUGCCUUCUACAUCCCAGGCUGGUCCAUUAAGAGCUACGCCGACGGCGAGACCAUUCCUCUUUUCGUAAACAAAGUCUAUUCCGACAAUACCCAGCUGCAGUACGCCUAUGCCGAGCUCCCAUUCGUCUGCCCGCCCACUGGCCGCCGCUCUCCCGGUUCCAGCGGCGCCACGCUGUCCCUGAAUCUCGGCGAAAUUCUUCGCGGCGAUCGCAUAAUCUUGUCCGACUAUGAGCUUAUCAUGGGCGUGGACGAGGAGGCGCGAUACCUGUGCAGUACCAAGGUCGACAGGCGCGGCCUAGAAAAGGCCAAGGAAAUCGUCAAGGAUGGCUACGUCGCCGAGUGGAUUGUGGACAACAUGCCUGGUGCGACCAGCUUUGUCACCACCGACAAGUCGCGCAAGUACUAUGCUGCUGGAUUCAAGAUGGGCUAUGAGGACUUCGACCCCGCCACUGGCAAACCCCGCUUUUACAUCAACAAUCACGUUACCCUCGUUAUCCGUUACCGCCCCGCUCCUGGUCGCGACGGCGAGCACGGGAAGAAGGUCGUCGUUGGCUUCGAAGUCUACACCAAGAGCAUUGAGGCCGACAACCGUGACAAGAAUGGAAUUCCCAAGGAUCUCCAAAACUCCGAAAACGGCCUCGAGCUGCGCAUACAGCCGAACAUCACCGACCUGCAGUCCAGAUAUGCAGACUCGUCGUACGUACCGGACGAGGAGAGUAUCGAUGAUGAUGCCACGUUGACGAUUCCGUACACCUACUCGGUCUAUUUCCGCGAAGAUGACCACGUGGAGUGGCAGAACCGGUGGGACAUGUACUUCGUGAACCAGGAAGACAGCUCCAAGAUCCACUGGAUUGCCAUCGUCAACUCUCUUCUGAUUUCUGCCAUUCUGACGGCUGCAGUCGCUGUCAUUUUCACCAGGACCGUUCGUGGUGACAUCAAGGGUACGAGUGACAUCGAGAAACCCAAGAUUCCGCGUCCGAAGAACUCCAAGUCUCCCAAGAAGAGCGCUGAAAAAGGUGGCCUCUUGGAGCAGCUGGACGAUGAUGGUGAUGCUGAUGUUUCGUCUGAUGAGGAGCCGCUGGAAGACAUCACGGGCUGGAAACUUCUUCAUGGCGAUGUCUUCCGCGCCCCGGCAUAUGGAGGCUUGUUGGCUCCUCUUGUGGGCUCCGGCUCGCAACUGGUGUUCAUGACGACAGGAUUACUCAUACUGAGCGCUGUCGGCGUCCUUAACCCUAGUUUCCGUGGUGGUUUCAUCAGUGUUGGCCUAGCCCUCUUCAUACUCGCUGGUGUCUUUUCCGGCUAUUUCUCUGCGAGAGUCUACAAGACCUUUGGCGGACAGCGCUGGCAGAAGAACGUCGUGGUGACUGGCACACUCAUCCCAGGCCUUAUCUUCGCCACCGUCUUCAUUCUCAACCUCUUCGUGUGGGCCCAAGCGUCCAGCACUGCGAUCCCUUUCGGCACGCUGAUCGCGCUGCUGAUCCUGUGGUUGCUGGUUCAGCUUCCACUUGUUUACGUUGGAAGUUGGUAUGGCUUCGAAAAGGUCGGCGCAUGGACUCAUCCAGUGAAGACGAACGCGAUCCCCCGCCAGAUUCCUGCCCAGCCCUGGUAUACAAAGGGCACUCAGUUCAUCCUCCUUGCCGGUCUGCUUCCAUUCGCCGUCAUCUUCAUCGAACUGCUGUUCGUUUUCAGGAGCGUUUGGCAAGACAAGAGCGGCUACUACUACGUCUUUGGGUUUUUGGCCGCUGUUUGCCUGAUCCUGUUCAUCACCGUGAUUGAGGUUACAAUCAUUGCAACGUACAACCAGUUGUGCUCGGAGAACUACCACUGGUGGUGGCAAUCUUUCUUCGUAGGCGGCGGUUCGGCCCUCUGGGUUUUCCUGGCCUGCACGUGGUAUUACUUUUUCAAGCUUCGCAUCACGGGAUUCGUUUCCAGCAUGCUGUUCUUCUCUUACAGCUUCCUCGCCUGUCUCGUAUACGGCCUCCUCACAGGUACAAUUGGUUUCCUUGCUGCGUACGCGUUCGUACGCAGGAUCUACGGAGCUAUAAAGGCAGACUAA
Lasiodiplodia theobromae is the source of this 2121-nucleotide messenger RNA. Its product is annotated as Multispanning membrane protein. NCBI's taxonomy places the organism in Eukaryota, Fungi, Ascomycota, Dothideomycetes, Botryosphaeriales, Botryosphaeriaceae. The coding region runs from base 1 to 2121 and encodes 706 amino acids. The transcript is spliced from 5 exons. Gene Ontology annotation, cellular component: membrane; Golgi apparatus. Gene Ontology annotation, biological process: vacuolar transport; protein localization to membrane. The record is from RefSeq and is a predicted model, not a curated record.